This is a messenger RNA of Budorcas taxicolor (takin), 3824 nucleotides long. RefSeq names its product regulation of nuclear pre-mRNA domain containing 1B (gene RPRD1B). Bases 361 to 1341 code for a protein of 326 amino acids. Gene Ontology annotation, cellular component: RNA polymerase II, holoenzyme. Gene Ontology annotation, biological process: mRNA 3'-end processing. Lineage: Eukaryota; Metazoa; Chordata; Mammalia; Artiodactyla; Bovidae. The transcript is spliced from 7 exons. Gene Ontology annotation, molecular function: RNA polymerase II C-terminal domain binding. The record is from RefSeq and is a predicted model, not a curated record.
UUAGGCUCUUUUCCCGGUCUGCGGCUCUCGGAGUACUCAAGAGCGAGAUUCAAAGAGGCCUUCAACACUAGAGUGUUUUCUACACUCUGACUCCCCCCACGUCGGUGCCCCACCACUUCUGCGCUUGCCCUUUGACCCUGCGCCCGCGGCGGGGUGAGAGGUCGGUGGCCAUCUUGUGGCGGCUGUGCGGGUGGCUGUUAGUGCGGAGACCCAUCCCCUCCCGCGCCGGGCCCGCCGGCCGUCUGUCAGUCCGCAAAGAGUCCCGCAGCGGGUGGAGUGAGGCCCCGGCCUCGUGCCGUCACUCUUGCCGCCGCACUGGGCGGCCUAGGCCGCUCCCUGCCAGGCCUCGCCGCCGCCACCAUGUCCUCCUUCUCCGAGUCGGCGCUGGAGAAGAAGCUCUCGGAGCUGAGCAACUCUCAGCAGAGCGUGCAGACCCUCUCCCUGUGGCUCAUCCACCACCGCAAGCACGCGGGACCCAUCGUCUCGGUGUGGCAUCGCGAGCUCCGCAAAGCCAAAUCAAAUAGAAAGCUUACUUUUCUAUACUUAGCCAACGAUGUCAUUCAGAACAGUAAAAGGAAAGGACCUGAAUUCACGAGGGAAUUUGAGUCUGUCCUUGUGGAUGCUUUUUCUCACGUUGCCAGAGAGGCAGAUGAAGGCUGUAAAAAACCUUUAGAAAGAUUGCUGAACAUCUGGCAAGAAAGAAGUGUGUAUGGCGGCGAGUUCAUCCAGCAGCUGAAGCUGUCUAUGGAGGACUCCAAGAGCCCUCCCCCCAAAGCAACAGAGGAGAAGAAAUCUCUGAAGCGAACUUUUCAGCAAAUACAAGAGGAGGAGGAUGACGACUAUCCUGGAAGCUACUCUCCCCAAGAUCCUUCUGCAGGACCCCUCUUGACUGAGGAGCUGAUCAAAGCUUUGCAGGACCUAGAAAAUGCUGCAUCAGGGGAUGCUACUGUCCGACAGAAAAUUGCUUCUUUACCCCAGGAAGUGCAAGAUGUUUCUCUUUUGGAAAAAAUAACAGACAAAGAGGCAGCUGAACGUCUUUCAAAAACAGUAGAUGAAGCAUGUCUGUUACUAGCCGAGUAUAACGGGCGCCUGGCGGCGGAGCUGGAAGACCGACGCCAGCUGGCUCGGAUGUUGGUGGAGUACACCCAGAACCAGAAAGACGUUUUGUCAGAAAAGGAGAAAAAACUGGAAGAAUAUAAACAGAAGCUUGCUCGGGUAACCCAGGUCCGCAAGGAACUCAAGUCCCACAUUCAGAGCUUGCCAGACCUCUCGUUGCUGCCCAACGUCACAGGGGGCUUGGCCCCCCUGCCCUCUGCUGGUGACCUGUUUUCAACUGACUAGGGCAGGUGUCAUGCCCCAGAUUCCCAUCUGUACCAGCAGAAAGAAGAGGGCACGUCAUGGUUGGAAAUAACCUGGAAGCCCCUGGUUCUGUCCCUCGUUCAGUCAGCCCCCAUCCUCAAGAAAGAGCCACAGACUGAAUCUCCUCCCUCUGCGGCCUCUCCUCUGUCGAGCACAAUUGAGAACAGUGGCAAAUGGAAUCCAGUUUCACUGUAUACUUGGAAAGAAUACAAACUCACUUCAUGUUUCCAUGCCCCUGUUGGUUUUCCCCUUUUAGCCCUCUCUUGUACACCUAAGAAGUUAUGAAAAUCAUGUGUAGAAGAAUCUUGUCCCUCAUGACGACAUUGUGUCAUGAAAGCAGUUGCUCCUUUUCGAGCUGGGCUUGUUCAGGUUCAGGGCAGGCUUCUGCCAAGGGACUCGGGUCUGGAAUCGUUGGCUUUUCCUGGCUGCCAUCCACCCCAGAGGUUGGAGGCACAACUGUUUUGAGCGUCUUCGCCAUAAAGAGUUUGCCAAAUCUCAGAUUCUCCCUUGUUGUGACUUCUGGCAAUGUGUUGCCAGAGGUUAGGUGCACGUGUUCUGUGAGCAUACUAGAGAAUGUAGCAGUAAAGAUUCAAAGCUGAUCUGGGACAUCAAGCCACAGUUCCGAGACAGACUCACGGGGAUCACAAGCGUGAAUCAAAAAUAAGGUAUUUGCUCAAGGUUCCUAUCAACCUUCCCAGGCUGCUCUGAUCAAGAGUCCCGCCCUCUCUGUUCAGGAGCAUGUUUCUAGAAACAUUGUCCUUGCCCCACAUUGUGAAAGUUUGAGGCAGUUAUUAGAAAUAGCACAGUGGGCCCCUGAAACUGAAGGCUUUCUGGGAGUCCAGGUUCUGCUGUCGCUUUGACCCCUUUGGGGGAAUAGGGCACACACUACCAAUUAAUGCACUGUGUGGGCGCACGUCCACCGCAUGGUGACUAAACUUGAAGCUCUCCCCUGUAGACCCGACACUCUGCAUGCUUGUCUGUCCUUCAGUUCACACCACUGUACAUGUCUCUGUGCCCCUAGGAGGAGGAGUGCUUGGUGUCAGGUGUCGCUGAAUAACCCAUCUCGGGAAGGGGGAAAGUGAGGGAUAUUAAUUGGGGGGUCUUAAUUCCAUUAUCAUGCCAGCUGACAUUAUGACUGUAUGAUGUAGUUAGGAUUUUUAUCUUACUUUUAGUAAAGGCUAGGCCUGCUGUCUGUAAAUCAUUCUCAUUUGGCAGGCUGAUUUUUGACAUUGGAAAGGGCAGAAAACAAUUCGCCCUAAUAGUGUAAUAGGAAUUAGAGCCCGGAGGCUGAAAUCCAAAAGCUAUAAAAGGAAUUCCUUGGAGGGGGCUUCAGGAUUUCCAUCAUUUUGAGUUGCUCUUUUCAGGAUUACCAAAAAAACCAGUUACAUGUGAUUCUACAUGUUCAACGUGUUAGAGCAUGGUGAUGUCUGCUUUUAGAAGUGUAACAGGCUUCCUUUCAGGAAGCUCUCCUGCCUGCCAUGAAGCGAAAACAAGGAAAAGUCGCAGCAGGUAUGCAGUUUAACUCUGUAGAACCUCGUAGCAUUUAAGCUAUUUUUCAGAUUGAAUACGGACUGUGUGUUGGUUACAUAUCGACACUGCCUGUCGUCCUGUCAUUAUUAAAUUAAUGGGUCUGUCUGUAAAGUGUUUCUCCCAGAGGCCAUAGGGCAGUAAAUGACUUUAUCACAAUUGCAAAAUAAAUUCCAGCCUUUGCUGUAUCUGCAUAUGAGCCCCUCCCCAUGUGGUGUGCUGCUGUGGUCUUGCAGGCGAGCUGCUUCUAAACAGAUUGCCAUGGACAUACUCUGCUUUCACCAAGGAAGCAGAAUCUUAGCAGCCACAAACCAAUCAAAAAGGUGGAGAAGGCAUUUGCUCUCAUCAGCUAGAUGAAAAUGUUAUAUAACAUAAUGGAUUUUGCCCACUGCUGUGUUUUAUCUGAUUGAGUCUUUGAUUAGAGAUUGGUGCGUAAUUAUUACAGCAAGAGCAAGAGAUGAAACUGUAGCAAUUAUGUAAAUGAAUGUGUUGGCCUCUUAACACCUGUUACUAGUAGACUUCCUAUAAGGAGGUUAGUCCUGUUUUUUUUUUUUUCCCCAAUGAAAUGCUUUUGUUUUUUAACUCAAUUCUCCCACAUCCUCCCCAAGUGUACUUUUUACUUCAUUUGUUUAAUUUAAAUGACCCUUUCUCCUUGUAUGUAUGAGGUGACCAGGUGGGGUGGGGGUGGGGGGUUUGUUUUGUGUUUUCCUACACUUAGGACAUCCAUCAGCCUCGAAGACCUUUCCUUUAGGUCAUGUUCCUCAGAAAGUCUUCAAUCUUCCUUUGUUUUGUUUUGUUUUUUUCUUAAAGAAUAUUUUUAAAGCUUAAAUUUGUAUAUUAAUUUAGGACUUUAUUUAGAAGUAUAGGCUGCCAUUGGCGGUAGCAGUAUAUUCUGAAAUGUCUCAUAGAUAUAUAUUUUUGAAUAAAGAUGGUGUUGU